Messenger RNA from Aedes aegypti (yellow fever mosquito), 2066 nucleotides. RefSeq names its product transferrin. Gene Ontology annotation, cellular component: early endosome; recycling endosome; plasma membrane. NCBI's taxonomy places the organism in Eukaryota, Metazoa, Arthropoda, Insecta, Diptera, Culicidae. The coding region runs from base 34 to 1935 and encodes 633 amino acids. The transcript is spliced from 2 exons. Gene Ontology annotation, biological process: iron ion transport. The record is from RefSeq and is a predicted model, not a curated record.
GGUGGUAGUCUUGUUUCGAACUCGUUGGCGAUCAUGACGGUAUCAAGCGCGUUAUUAUCAGUGGUGGCAGUGCUUCUGCUGAUCGGUCAUAGCCAUGGCCAACAGAAGGAAACGUUCAAAUUGUGCGUUCCGCAUCAGAUCAUGGACGCGUGUCAGGAUCUGAUGGCCAAACCGGAUGCGGCCAUCCAGGUUCAGUGCAUUGCCGGCCGCGAUCGUAUGGAGUGUCUGGAGAAGGUCAAGGCCCGGGAAGCGGACUUUGUGGCCGUUGAUCCGGAAGACAUGUACGUCGCCUAUCAUAUGGCCAAUCAGGACUUUAGCGUGUUCACCGAGUUCCGCACGCUGGAGGAACCGAAGGCCGAGUUCCGUUACGAGGGCAUCAUUCUGGUCCGCAAGAGCGACAACUUCCGCAGUCUGGCUGAUCUCAGGGGUAAGAAGUCCUGUCAUACGGGAUAUGGAAGGAACGUCGGCUAUAAAAUCCCGAUCACGAAACUGAAGUCGGCGGGAGUGUUCAAACUGGCCACUGAUUCGGAACUGUCUCCGCUCGAGAAAGAACUGAAGGGACUGUCCGACCUGUUCGGAAGUGCGUGCUUGGUUGGAAAGUACUCUCCGAACGAUGAAGUGAACCGAUUGCUCAAGAAACGUUACUCGAACUUGUGUGCUCUGUGCGAACGACCGGAAGUAUGUGACUACCCGGACAAGUAUUCCGGAUAUGAUGGAGCGAUCCGAUGUUUGGUAGAGAACAACGGCGAUGUGGCGUUUACUAAGGUCAUCUACGUGAACAAGUACUUCGGUCUUCCGGUAGGAGGCGCCCCAGCCAAACCAGCCCUGAAUCCAAAUGCGCGUACCGAAGACUACGUCUACCUAUGUGAAGACGGCUCAACUCGCCCGAUCACCGGACCGGCCUGCUCGUGGGCUCAACGACCUUGGCAGGGAUACAUGGGCAACGGCGACAUCAACAGCCGUUUCCAGCGUCUGCAGCAGCGCCUCCAGCAAUUCUACCAGGAUGCCAAAAACUCAGCCGACACUGACAAGGCCCUCAAGAUGUGGGUCGAUCGCAAGAACGUUCUGGUUGAUCGCGAAGUUCCGGUACAACCUGGAGAUCAUCUGAACCGCGCCCAGUACAAGGACGUGAUCGAGCGCGACGGUCCGUUCCAGAACAAGAUCAAACUGUGCGUAACUUCCCUGAUCGAGCUGAACAAGUGCGAAGUCAUGCAGAAGGCUGCCUACUCUCGUGAUGUUCGUCCGGCCUUUGAAUGUGUCAUGAAAGGCAAGGGUAGUUGCGUUGAAGCUGUUCGCCGCGGGGAAGCCGACGUCGUUGUGCUGAAGGGCGAAGAUCAACCCGCAACAUCCACCAGCGAUCUUAAGGCGAUUCUGUUCGAAAAGUAUGACGAUAAUGACGUGAUGGUCGCUGUCGCCGACAAGGAUAUCACUCGCGAUCAGGAUCUGAAGGCUCCACUGGAAUUCGACGCAUCGGACUCGCGUGCCGUAUCUGCAGCCCUGUUCUUUAACGACAAGCGCCAGCAGAAGACCUGCCCCAACAAGCUCGCCUCGUCACAGGGUGCCCCGAUCCGGAUCGUGUCCGCCCAGGACCUGACCAGGCUAGGAGCGAACAAGCGGCUGAUCUGCCCGAACCUGGAGCUGCAGGCGAUUGGAAACUAUCAGGCGUGCAACGUGGACUACACCAUGCCGACGGGAAUCUACGUGCGGAAGGACAUCACCGGCCAGCUGGAGGAUAACAUUGCGCACGCUUUCGUGGCGCUGUCGGAUAAGUUUGGACACGGAGCCAAAAACGAAGUGGUGUUCGAGAUGUUCGGCGAGUUCAAAGCGGGAGAGAAGAAUGUUCUGUUCCAUGAUAGGGCCGCCAAGUUUGGAGUGGCCGGCAACAAGAUCGGCGAGGUGGACCCGGCCAACUAUCGGCGGUUGAUGUGCUUGUAGAUAACUAAGUGAUAACAGUCAGGGAAAUAUCACCUUUCUGGGUAUGAUGUUAGUACUCUCAAUGAUGUUAGUACUCUCAAUCAGUAGAUUUAGACUAAACUCCUUGAAAAUAUAGACAGUUUGCAGAGAAA